This is a messenger RNA of Rhinopithecus roxellana (golden snub-nosed monkey), 2924 nucleotides long. It is a transcript of the gene DYM, whose product is annotated as dymeclin. The record is from RefSeq and is a predicted model, not a curated record. Gene Ontology annotation, biological process: Golgi organization. NCBI's taxonomy places the organism in Eukaryota, Metazoa, Chordata, Mammalia, Primates, Cercopithecidae. Gene Ontology annotation, cellular component: Golgi apparatus. Bases 497 to 2671 code for a protein of 724 amino acids. The transcript is spliced from 19 exons.
ACCGCCUGGCUGGCGCGCGCGCCUCGGGGUUCGGUCCCCAGCCGCGUUCUCGGUCGCUUCCCUCUUCCCUCGCGGACUCCCGGCCUCCGCACCGACGCGGCCCGGGCUGGAGCCGAGCCGGGGCCGAGCUGCAGGCCGAGCCGGAGCCGGAUUCUUACCCGCAGAGACGUGGAAACAUGGAGGCCUGAGCCGGCGUGCGCCACCUGAGGCUGCGGCGGCGACGGCGACUUCUCCUGACCCCUCUGCCACCCGCCCGUCAGUCCGUGGGUCCGUGGAGCUGGAGCGUAUCCCCCCGCCGGCUGAGACAGAUUCGGAAGACCCAGCUGUCCAUGUGCAUCAUCGGGGAAGCCUCUUGCUCUCAGAAUAAGCAGCCCAAUCCAGCUUCCAAAUUCUGACCAUGGCUUCAGUACCUUUGUGGAAUGAGGAGGGACAUGAGGAAGAAAGUUGUCUUGUGGAAAUGCAGGUUUAAGGACAAGUUAUCUGCUUAAGGUAGAAGAUGGGAUCAAAUAGCAGCAGAAUCGGCGAUCUUCCUAAAAAUGAAUACUUGAAAAAGUUAUCAGGCACGGAAUCUGUCUCUGAGAAUGACCCGUUCUGGAAUCAGCUUCUCUCGUUUUCUUUCCCUGCACCAACUAGCAGUACUGAGUUGAAACUCUUGGAGGAAGCAACCAUUUCAGUCUGCAGGUCAUUAGUUGAAAACAAUCCUCGAACAGGAAAUCUUGGUGCACUAAUUAAGGUCUUCCUUUCUAGAACCAAAGAACUAAAACUCUCAGCAGAAUGUCAGAACCACAUCUUCAUUUGGCAGACACACAAUGCUUUGUUUAUUAUUUGCUGUUUGCUGAAAGUGUUCAUCUGUCAGAUGUCAGAAGAGGAAUUACAACUUCAUUUUACUUAUGAAGAAAAAUCUCCUGGCAAUUACAGUUCUGACUCGGAAGAUCUUUUGGAAGAAUUACUGUGCUGUUUGAUGCAGUUAAUCACUGAUAUUCCACUCUUAGAUAUUACAUAUGAAAUAUCAGUAGAAGCUAUAUCAACAAUGGUUGUUUUCCUUUCCUGCCAGCUCUUCCACAAAGAAGUUUUGCGACAGAGCAUCAGCCACAAGUAUUUGAUGCGAGGUCCAUGUCUUCCAUACACCAGCAAACUUGUGAAGACCUUAUUAUAUAACUUUAUCAGACAAGAAAAGCCACCUCCUCCAGGAACCCAUGUUUUCCCUCAGCAGUCGGAUGGGGGAGGACUGCUUUAUGGACUUGCAUCAGGAGUAGCAACAGGACUCUGGACUGUCUUCACGCUAGGUGGUGUCGGCAGCAAAGCUACUGCCUCUCCAGAACUUUCUUCCCCACUGGCCAACCAGAGUCUCCUGCUUCUGCUGGUGUUGGCCAAUCUGACAGAUGCCUCAGAUGCGCCAAACCCCUACAGACAAGCCAUUAUGUCCUUCAAGAACACACAAGAUAGCAGUCCUUUCCCCUCAUCAAUUCCACAUGCCUUCCAGAUCAACUUUAAUAGUUUGUACACAGCUCUUUGUGAACAGCAGACAUCUGAUCAAGCAACUCUCCUCUUGUAUACCUUGCUUCAUCAAAAUAGUAAUAUUAGAACAUACAUGUUGGCUCGCACAGAUAUGGAAAAUCUUGUUUUACCUAUUCUUGAGAUUCUGUAUCAUGUUGAAGAAAGGAAUUCACACCAUGUGUAUAUGGCCCUUAUAAUAUUGUUGAUCCUUACAGAAGAUGAUGGCUUCAACAGAUCCAUUCAUGAAGUGAUACUAAAAAAUAUUACUUGGUAUUCAGAACGAGUUUUAACUGAAAUCUCUUUGGGGAGUCUCCUGAUCCUGGUGGUAAUAAGAACCAUUCAAUACAACAUGACUAGGACAAGAGACAAGUACCUUCACACGAAUUGUUUGGCAGCUUUAGCAAAUAUGUCAGCACAGUUUCGUUCACUCCAUCAGUAUGCUGCCCAGAGGAUCAUCAGUUAUACCUGCCGCCACUUGCGGAGAUAUGUUUAUGUGUUGGACAAACUGUAUUUCCCCCACUCUCACUGUUCUACGCUUCAGCAUUGCUUCUCGACCCUCAGUGACAAUGGAGAGGAACUCUUGUCUUUAACUUGCUCUCACAUUCUCAGAUCCUAUGCUUCCAGUUUAUUUUCUUUGCUGUCUAAAAAACACAACAAAGUUCUGGAACAAGCCACACAGUCCUUGAGAGGUUCGCCGAGUUCUAAUGAUGUUCCUCUACCAGAUUAUGCACAAGACCUAAAUGUCAUUGAAGAGGUGAUUCGAAUGAUGUUAGAGAUCAUCAACUCCUGCCUGACAAAUUCCCUUCACCACAACCCAAACUUGGUAUACGCCCUGCUUUACAAACGCGAUCUCUUCGAACAAUUUCGAACUCAUCCUUCAUUUCAGGAUAUAAUGCAAAAUAUUGAUCUGGUGAUCACCUUCUUUAGCUCAAGGUUGCUGCAAGCUGGAGCUGAGCUGUCAGUGGAACGGGUCCUGGAAAUCAUUAAGCAAGGCGUCAUUGCGCUGCCCAAAGACAGACUGAAGAAAUUUCCAGAAUUGAAAUUCAAAUAUGUGGAAGAGGAGCAGCCUGAGGAGUUUUUUAUCCCCUACGUCUGGUCUCUUGUCUACAACUCAGCAGUCGGCCUGUACUGGAACCCGCAGGACAUCCAGCUGUUCACCAUGGAUUCCGACUGAGAGCAGGAUGUGCUCCCACCCGGACCCCUCCAGCCAAGCAGCCCUUCAAGUUCUUUUAUUUCUGGGUAACAGAAGUAGACAGACAGAUUACUUGGUGUAUCUUCUGUUAAAGAGGAUUGCACAAGUGUGUUUUCCUCACACACUUUGAUUUGGAGAAUUGGUGCCAGUUGGCAAUAGAUCACUCAGCGUAGAUAGUAGUGCAAAAAGGGGAGGAAAUACACAACAAUAAUAAAUGUAAAAACCUGCUAUUCAA